Moesziomyces aphidis is the source of this 1530-nucleotide messenger RNA. The record is from the annotation of a GenBank genome assembly. Lineage: Eukaryota; Fungi; Basidiomycota; Ustilaginomycetes; Ustilaginales; Ustilaginaceae.
AUGUCGCUACAAAACAUCUCCAAAUCUGCCGUGCGCGUCGGCAAAAACUACAUCAAGGGCUACUCGGACGUCCAGGUCAAGGUGCGCGAUGCCACCUCCAACGACCCUUGGGGCCCGAGCGGCACACAGAUGAACGAGCUGGCGCAGCUCAGCUACAACCAGAACGAGUUUAUCGAGAUGAUGGAGAUCCUCGACAAGCGUCUCAACGACAAGGGCAAGAACUGGAGGCACGUCUUCAAGUCGCUCACCCUGCUCGACUACCUGCUCCACGCCGGCUCGGAAAACGUCGUCAUCUACUUCCGCGACAACAUCUACAUCGUCAAGACGCUCAAAGAGUUCCAGUACAUCGACGAAACCGGUAAGGACCAGGGCGCCAACGUGCGCCAGAAGGCAAAGGACAUCACCAACCUGCUCCAGGAUGAGGCGCGUCUGCGCGACGAGCGUCGCUCGCGUUCGCACAUGCGCGACCGCAUGUCCAACGGCGCGGGCGACGACGACGACGAAGCGAGGAGGAGGCGUGCCGAGCAGGAGCGUCGUCGUCGGCCCAACAACAACGAGGACGACGAGCUGCGCCGGGCGAUCGAGGAGUCGAAGCGCAUGGCGCAGCAGGAGCAGGACCGCAUCCGCGCCGAGGCCAAGGACGAGGAGGAGCUGCAGCGUGCGCUGGCGCUCUCCAAAAAGGAGGAGGAGGAGCGCAUCAAGGCGCUCGAAGACGCCAACAAGAACGCGCUGUUCGAUGACUCGAUCAACCUCGACGGCGCCAACGCUUAUACCCAGAACCAGCAGGUCGACUUCUUCGGCAACCCGCUCGUCGAUACCUCGGGCUCCCAGAACUACGGCGUGCAGCCCCAGUACACGUCGUUCAACCCGUACAUGCAGAUGCAGCCCACGGGCUACAACCCCUUCAUGCAGAACCAGCUGCAGCAGCAGGAGCUUAUGCAGCAGCAGUACAUGCAGCAGCAGCAGGCCGAGUAUCAGCGUCAGCUCGAGCUGCAGCAGGCGGCGGUGCAGUACCAGAACCUCAUGACGCAGCACCAGCAGCCGCUCGUACCUCAGCAGACGUCGUUCGGAUCCAACAAUCCCUGGCUCCAGUCCGGUGGCCAGCAGCAGCAGCAGCAGCAGCAGCAUAACGUUCCUGUGGGCGACUUGUUCUCGUCUGCACCUACGCCUCCUCCUGUGCAGCCGACUCCACAGCCGCAGCCUGCCUCGCCUGCACCGGCGCCGCAGCAGCAGCAGCAGAACCGACCUAUCCGCGCCAAGCAGCAGCAGCAGAACCGACCUAUCCGCGCCAAGGUGAACGACGACGCCAAGUUCGGCGAGCUCAACAGGCUGUUGGCGCUCGGCGAUGGCGUGGACACUUUUGGCAAUACGGGCGAUAUGCGCAUGGGUCCCAACAUUGCCCACUACAACCAGAUGCGCACGCAGAAGACGGGCAUUAACUUUAACGCCAACACCAGCGCGCAGGGUCAGGGCCAGGAUCAGGGCGCAAGUGGAGGCGCGAGCGACAGCAACCCCUUCUUCAAGGUCUAG